UCUGCAGAGGAGGAGGGUGCGGUGGUAGAAAAACACAGAGGACAUUGAACGCACCACGAACAGCGGCUGAUCUCAGGCAGCGACCCGGAAUACCGGCAUCAUCUCCCGGUGUUUGUCCCGGUGUUUGUCCCGGAUCUCUCUGCUGCACGAUACUCUGAAGAAGCUGCACGCGACUCGCGAGGAUGCUGUGGCUGCUCCUCUUUCUGCUUCCUUCGGUCUGCGACGGCCGGAUCGCGGCUCCAGAAGUCGCUCAUAAAAACCCAAACAGCUCCGUGGACGUGAAGUCUCGGCCUCACAUCUACUUCUGCCGCUCGCCCAACAUGGAGGACUUCAGCUGCUGGUGGCGCCCGCUGGAGAACCUGACGGAGGAAGUGUCCUACGUCCUCACAUACUCCAAAGACAAGGAGCCUCAGCAGGAGUGUCCGGACUACGUGAGCUCCGGACCCAACAGCUGCCACUUCGACAAGAAACACACCAUCAUCUGGAAGUUUUACUGCCUGAACGUCACCGCCGUCACCAAACACGGGAACUACACUUCCCAGAAGCACUGCCUGGACGUGGCCGACAUAGUGCAGAUGGAGGCUCCGGUGAACCUGUCCUUCGUGCUGGAGGAGGCGGGGGGGGAUGAGAUGGGUCACAACGCCCUGCUGUCCUGGAUCUACCCGGUGCCGGCACACCUGAAGUACGGAUGGAUCACUCUGGAGCACGAGCUGCAGUACCGCCGGGUCAGCGAGCCUGACGUGUGGAAGGUGAAGUACCCCCUCAGGGAGCCCCAGGUGGAGCUGCUCGGGCUGCCGGUGGGGGAGUUCGUAGUGCGGGUUCGAUGCCGAUCACAUAACGCCAGGCUGUGGAGCGAGUGGAGCGAUCCGCUGAUGAUGAGCAUCCCCGCCCGGCCGCCUGCAGGUAAGCUGCUGGUUCUGAUUCUGGUGACGGGGGUGGGGGUGGUGGCUCUGCUGGUGGUCACCCUGGGGCUCCUCCCCCAGAGCAGGAGAAUAAAAAACUACUUCCUGCCGCCCAUUCCCAAGCCGCGAAUCAUCGGCAUCGACCCGCUGCUCCUGAAGAAGGGGAACCUGGAUGAGAUAAACCGUCACUUCAGUAACUUCCACAGCUACACGCCCCCAAAGUACAGGGAGGAGGCGUGGGACGCUGUGAGCGACGCCUACCUCCCGACGAACAUGGACGCCAUGACAUCACAGAGUCACGUGACACCGGUGAAGAGCGGUUCUCCCUCGUACCUGGAGAGUGUUUCUCACCUGAAGAGCGUUUCCCCUCCGUAUUUGAAUAGUGUUUCCUCCUCGUACCUGAAGAGUGUUUCUCCUCCUUAUUGCUCCUUGCCUCCUUCAGCUUUGGACCCGCCGCCGGAGAUCCUGUCUCUCCCGGGCACAGAGUACAGCAUUAUGGGUAAUCCUCACCCUCCUCACCCUCCUCCUCAUCCUCAGCGUUCUCCCCAGGACUUCUACACCUGUGUGCAGCUGAUGGACAGCGGCGAGGUGCACCUGGUGCCCUGCCUGCCCCCCCCGUACUGCCAAGAGUUGCAGGAGGAGAAGAAGAAAAUGGAGAAGAUGGCCGACAGCAAAGCUAGGACACAUGUGGGCGAGGGAGGGGAGGCGGCGGUGCCUCUGCUACCUGUCGACUACACGAGAAACUGAACACCUGGUGGACUUUGAAGCAAAACCCCCGUCUUUUUUUAUCGUGCAACAGAACUGCAUAAAAAACAUGUGUUUGUUUGCGGACAACUGGACUACACGAGAAACUGAACACCUGGUGGACUUUGAAGCAGAAACUGAACACCUGGA
Messenger RNA from Trematomus bernacchii (emerald rockcod), 1796 nucleotides. RefSeq names its product prolactin receptor-like. The record is from RefSeq and is a predicted model, not a curated record. The transcript is spliced from 9 exons. The coding region runs from base 183 to 1649 and encodes 488 amino acids. Gene Ontology annotation, biological process: cytokine-mediated signaling pathway. Lineage: Eukaryota; Metazoa; Chordata; Actinopteri; Perciformes; Nototheniidae. Gene Ontology annotation, molecular function: cytokine receptor activity; protein binding. Gene Ontology annotation, cellular component: external side of plasma membrane.